AUGGACACUGUUCUAAUCAAAGACGGUAAGCCACCAAUGGAAGAUUUGAUGACUACACUGCUAUGGAAUAAAGAAAAGUCACCGCUGUGUCUAGAAUUUGGCGAGCUCAUCACUGAAGCAAUGAACAUGUUCAGUGUCGCUGGAGAAAACACUGAGAUCGGAGCUACGAAUGUCAUAUAUUUAAUAGCGCGCCAUCCCAGGGCCACCAGAAAAUUGUGCCUGGAGCUGAACGCGGCUUUGGGUAAUGAUAAAGGAACCUUGCCGACGUAUGAUGCCAUCAAAGACAUGCCAUAUCUUCGAGCGUGCAUUGAUGAGGGAUUGAGGCUCCGACCUUCGAUCGAACUCGGAUUGCCACGUAUUGUCUCUAAGGGUGGUAUGCAUAUUUCAGGGGAAUUGUUGGAAGAAGGAACCACUAUCUCCGCAUCCACCCGCACCAUUCAUCGCGAUAGCACAAUAUUUGGCAACAACCCGGACGAGUUUUUGCCCGAUCGUUGGCUUCGUUCGAAUAGCAAGGACAUGCAGCGGGGAAACCUUGAAUUCUCGCAAGGGGGUCGAGCUUGUGUUGGACGAAAUAUUGCUUUAUUUGAAAUGCAACUCAUCAUUGCAACCCUGUUUUGGAAAUAUAAUCUUACACUCCCAUCACCAGACUGGGAGCUCGGGAUAAAAGAAGGAUUCAGUGCACAUACCUUGGCCCUACCGAUGAACCUUCAGCCACGCUCCUAG
Messenger RNA from Penicillium angulare, 723 nucleotides. Its product is annotated as cytochrome P450. Lineage: Eukaryota; Fungi; Ascomycota; Eurotiomycetes; Eurotiales; Aspergillaceae. The record is from RefSeq and is a predicted model, not a curated record. The coding region runs from base 1 to 723 and encodes 240 amino acids. Gene Ontology annotation, molecular function: iron ion binding; heme binding; oxidoreductase activity, acting on paired donors, with incorporation or reduction of molecular oxygen. The transcript has a single exon.